Molecule: messenger RNA, 1755 nt
Organism: Mitosporidium daphniae
Lineage: Eukaryota; Fungi; Microsporidia
Product: DNA topoisomerase 2-associated protein Pat1
Exons: 2
Coding region: 1-1755 (584 amino acids)
Source: RefSeq, a predicted model, not a curated record
AUGUCAAAGAAACACUCCAAGUUGGAUAGUCUCUUUUCCAGCAUGCAAUCUGACGAGCAACUUCGUAGCCCCAAUGUAGAAGAUAUUUCUGAUGUAUCUUGCAUUUCAUUCAGAGGGGAUCAGUUAUUCCAUCCAAAAUCUACACUGUCGACGCCACCUGGAUUGGCUCCAAUUUCGUUUCAUUCUGCUGAGCCUGCAAAGAUCAAAUACCAUUCGCAUUCGAAAUUUGCAUCGCCACCGCCUGGAUUUCCGCCUAAUAGUGGGCCUAAUAAUGAAAAUAUGCAAUCAGCCUCGAUAUUGGAAUUGUCUGAUCAUAUGAAAAGCCUCCUUUCAAAAAAAGACACCUCUUUUAAAGAGCCCUGUACUCCUCCCGACAUCAGUUCUGAUUCGAUCUCUACGGGCAUCAUAAACGAAUGUUUAAAUGACCUUUUAGGCCGAAAGAAUUUGCACAAUGGCUUGGAAUUGCCGACAUCUGAUAAGCCCUAUUGGUUGAUGACUGAUCGUGAAGUACGACAUAUUUGGAGAAUUUCAAUGACGCCCGUCAUUUCUGCGCUUUGUAAAUCACCCUGCAAUGUAAAUAGCAGCAGGGAUCAUUUCUUGGCCGAAAAUCCCAAUCUUUUCCUCGAUAAAGAGGGAAGGAUCGAGUAUCCAAGAGACUACACCGGUGAUGAUUUUUAUUUCGCUCAAUAUGCGCCCAAAAAAAGCGCAGACAAAAAAGAGCUCCCAAAAGUAGCUGGAAACCUUCUUUUUCCCUCCACUGCCACAACGCGUUUUGGACGCAGAACGUUCAGAGAACCCACCAUCUCAAAUGAAGUACAUCUCAAAUCAAUCCUUCCCCACGUGCCAAAGCUGGCAAGUCGGGGUGAAAAGGUUGUAGAUGGCGCACUCGGGAAAAUAUCUUUAAAUUCCCUCCGUCGACCAAAGCAAUCUAUUUCAAUCGACUCGAUGCCGGUUUCUUCUCCUCCAAAGCUAGUUGAAAACAAUUCUUUUUCCAAAAUGGUUUCGCUUUCGAUGGCCGAAAAGGUAUAUCAAGCUUUGAAUAAAUCUGCUGGCGAGAAGGAUUUGUUAGCACUCAUUGCAGAUCCGCAUUCUUUACUUUCUCUGGUCCAAACUCCAAAAGGAAAACGCUCGAUUCCGCUCAUCAUUUCUGCGUUGUCGUCGCCAACAUCAGUGGAAUGUUCCUCUAGCCUUUUCUCGAUAUUCCAGACAAUACUGUGUAAUUUAUGUCUAUUUUUGUCUUCGAUGUCAACGUCUCAUUUGCAACACGAGAAUUACAUAAAGGAUGACAAUGCUGCUGUGGUGGAAUCCAUUCUUACCCCAUUUGUAUCUUUCUUAACGCAGCUUUCUGUGCCCGAAAUGUUUGAACUUUGUAAAAAAAUUGCAAUUCAACCGGGUCUUUCUCAGAUAAUUUCACACUCUAAGGCUGGUGGGGCCAAUUUUCAUGCCUUCGAAGACACUUGGAAUCAAGUAGCCGAAUCUCUUUUCAACUCGCUGUGUAUAUCUUUCCCCGCGAUGCUAUCUCCAUCGUCGUCCCCUUUUCCACAAACCGAAGAUGACUUGUUUUAUGCUUGGCAAUUUCUGGCCCUACUUUCAGCUCAUAUUUCGUCCGCUAAUUGCCAUACUCUUGUAAAUGUGCUGAGAGAUCCAAUUCUAAGUGCCGCUAAUUCAGGAUCUCCUGAACCAAUUAGGAACGUUAACCUUCUUUUAAAUAUGAUUGGCCUCGAUGCAUCUCAGUUGGCCCAAAAAAGCAAAUAA